UUAGCUACCGAGGAGGAGCAGCGUGUCCAGCAGCAGCCGAUCCCACCUCUCUCUUCACACAGCACCUGGCGGGGAGUCAGCCAUCAGAAGCGAAGGAACGAAUGGGCAGAGCAGAACUUCUAGGAGGGAACAUGAGUACCCAGGAUCCCUCAGAGCUGUGGAGCAGAGCAGAUGGAGGCACAGACCUGCUCCAGGAUUUGGGAGCCAAAGACUCUGUCAAACACUUUCACGUUGAAUAUACUGGAUACUCGUUUAAAUUCGGCUUUAAUGAGUAUUCAUCUCUAAAGGAUUUUGUCAAGCAUUUUGCAAAUCAGCCUUUGAUUGGAAGCGAGACAGGGACUCUGAUGGUUUUGAAGCAUCCCUAUCCGAGGGAAGUGGAAGAACCUUGCAUUUACGAAUCAGUCCGGGUUCACACAGCGAUGCAGACAGGAAGGACAGAGAACGACCUCGUGCCCACUGCGCCUUCUCUGGGCACCAAAGAAGGCUAUCUCACCAAGCAGGGAGGCCUGGUGAAGACCUGGAAAACAAGAUGGUUCACUUUGCAAAGGAACGAACUGAAAUAUUUCAAAGACCAGAUGUCACCAGAACCAAUUCGGAUCCUAGACCUAACAGAGUGCUCAGCUGUUCAAUUUGAUUACUCACAGGAACGAGUAAACUGUUUCUGCCUAGUGUUUCCAUUCAGGACAUUUUAUCUCUGUGCAAAGACGGGAGUUGAAGCCGAUGAAUGGAUCAAAAUACUGAGAUGGAAGUUGUCAAAAAUAAGAAAACAGCUGGAUCAAGGAGAAGAUACCGUCCGGUCUCGGUCAUUUAUCUUCAAAUAGACUUUCGUGCUCAGGGGCACGGUUGACUGUUCCAGGUGUCUGAUCUGUGGCAGACUUCAGAGGAAAGCUCAUUGAAGUAUUUCCUCUAAAAACAAAUCAAAAGUAGAUCGUGGUUGGGAGCUGUAUGCUGUUUGCUGAUCCAUGGAAAACAGCUGGCAGGACCUGGCCAUCUGCUCGAGAACAGAAGCAGCAUCCUGCUGAUGGCGACUGCCUAGCUUCCAGGUGGAGCCACUCUCAGACACAGCGCCAGACAAGAGGUCGCUGGCUGUCCCAGUGGCUCAGGCUCAUUGACUUUAGUUUCCUGGAGUCCAGCCCCAAGUCAUGGUCAGCACAACUAAACUUCAGGACUUGCUACAAGCACAAGGAAACAGCAGUGCAUCAGGGAGCUCCGGCUGGGCUUUAGGAAGCAGAUUAAGAUAAUAAACACCAAGGACAUUCAAAGGAUGGGUUGCUUUUGUUUUGUUUAUAAAUGAGAACCUCAAAUAGGGCUGAAGAGGUGGCUCAGCCAUUAAAAGUGCAUCUGCUCUCACAGAGAACCUGGAUUCAGUUUCCAGGACCCAGAUCGUGGGACUCAUUAAUGCCUGCCUAUAACUCCAGGUGCGCACAUACACACACACACCUACCUUUUAAAAGGCUUGGUAAGUCAUCUUAGCAUUUUCCAUGUCAAGCUUGACAGCCUGAGUAUGGUUCCCAUAACUCACACAAAGGUAGAAGGAGAGAAGCAACUCCACAAAGUUGUUCUCUGACACGUAUGUCCCAGCACGUAUGGUCCCACAUCACAUACACACAAAUAAUAAUACAAAUCCAGUGGAUCCUUCACGUCUAAUGAUAAACUGAGAACUAAUGCCUUGUGGGUGACUAGGUAGGGAAAAGUAUAUGAUGUGUGAUAAAGGGUAGGAAUAUCUUAAAUAGUAAGAAAAUGUACAUUGAGAAGGGCGGUAGUGAAUGACUUUUAGUUUAAUGCUUAUCAUUACAAAUAUACUUAUAAGCACUAAUUAAAACUCUUUAACUGUCAUUUCUUCAAAUUCAUUUGGACUUCUCCACAAAGGAUGUUCUCUGGCUCUUUUCCAAGGAUCAGCCGUAUGAGACUGGCCCUAUGAGGUACCCAAACAUCAUUAAAGGGCAACUUCUGUUUCCAAGGAAGGGAGUAGAUCAAAUCUUCGUGAAAUCCAUGAUACACAGCUGUUGCAAACCAGAAGACCAGGACUGAGGUGCAAUGACAUACUGGGGUUCAGAGGUCAUGAACAGACUUUUAACUUCCAAUCAUUAUUGAUCUAGCUUUUUUAGAGAAGGGACACCAAUGAGUGCCGAGCCAGCAAGUGGUGCAGAGCUGAAGGAACUCUGUUUUUGCAGGAAAAAGGGGCAAUGGUUUUCACUUUUGUCAGUGUGACCAAGAUGCUUGAGCCAACAGUGUACAGAACGAUUCACUUUACUCUGUGGUUCUAAGACAUUUCUGCCCAUCGCGCUGGAUAGGGUGUGGUACAGCUGCUCACAUCAGAGCCUCAGAAAGGAAAGCAGAGCAAGGCAGUGACAGGAAAGGGAGAGGACAAGACAGAGUCCCCAGGAAUAUAUCUUACGUGGCAUGUUUCCACAUUCUGCCACCUCCCAAGAGUCUGCUCAGAUUCUGAUCCAGGAAUGGAUUAACCCAUCCAUUAUGUCAGCUCGAGCAUCUCUGCAUCUCUGGAUCUCUGAACCGCCUUCAGGGACACACGUGGAGGGUACUUUACUCCUCUUGGUAUUUCUCAAGAUGGUGUCAAAAUUAAUUCAUAGAACCUUGGUUUAAUAUCUUUCCCUGUUGUUUAAACACCUAAGACUCAGAAAUUAAACUUUUAUUUGCUUCAGAGUUUUGGGAGCUAAGGUGUGGGUCCGUGGUAAAACAUCUGGCCUGGGGGCUAAGGGGAUUUACUUGUUCUGUUUGUAUUUUAUGGAAUAAAGCAACGUCAUGAUAAAAUGAAUUGUGUUAAGUUUGCAAAAUAAGGAGUAAUGCGUGGCUCCUCCUAAAACGUAUGGCUUUUAUGUUCUUAGAAACAAUAAUCUUUCUCUCCCACUAAACAGUCUCCUACCUUCUGCAAAAGGAGUUUAUCUGUAUCCUUUGGUUCUGUUCAUUAAAUGAAAAGUGCAUGUUUUUGUGGUACAUGUCCAACUUUUAUAACAUUUUUAUUGCUUUUGAAGUAGAAUAAAGUUAAGAAGACUGGCUGGUUACUAGAGAUUGAUAUAUUAGUGAUUUACUCAAAACCUUGCUUGUACUGCUAGGCUUGA
Mus caroli (Ryukyu mouse) is the source of this 3080-nucleotide messenger RNA. It is a transcript of the gene Dapp1, whose product is annotated as dual adaptor of phosphotyrosine and 3-phosphoinositides 1. NCBI's taxonomy places the organism in Eukaryota, Metazoa, Chordata, Mammalia, Rodentia, Muridae. The record is from RefSeq and is a predicted model, not a curated record.